Messenger RNA from Eruca vesicaria subsp. sativa (arugula), 1567 nucleotides. NCBI's taxonomy places the organism in Eukaryota, Viridiplantae, Streptophyta, Magnoliopsida, Brassicales, Brassicaceae. The record is from the annotation of a GenBank genome assembly.
CUCCCUCUUAUAUAAACAAACAAACAAACCCACGCCUCUCUCCCAAAUCUAAAUCUUCUUCAUCCCCUCAGCUUUCGAUUCCUUCGUCUCCCGAUUCAAAGGAGUUAAAAAGUUUGAAGCUUUGACACGUUUUAAGUGGAAGAAGACACGAAAAGUUCUUUUAUGUCUGAAAAGAUUUCACCUUUUUGCUAUCUAUCUGGUUGCUUGGAGAACACUAUCCUACAUCCAGAGCUAAGAACCACCACCACAAGCUCCUCCAUCCGCAUCUUCAAACCCACCAAGACUCCUCCUCUCUCCGACCACUUCCCUUAACACAGCAAACAUGGCGCUCCAGAACAUUGGUGCUUCCAACCGUAACGAUGCCUUUUACAGGUACAAGAUGCCUAAGAUGGUUACCAAGACCGAAGGCAAAGGUAACGGCAUCAAGACUAACAUCGUCAACAACGUUGAGAUUGCAAAGGCCUUGGCGAGGCCUCCUUCUUACACGACCAAGUACUUUGGUUGUGAGUUGGGUGCUCAGAGUAAGUUUGAUGAGAAGACUGGGACUUCUCUUGUGAAUGGUGCUCAUAGUACGAGUAAGCUUGCUUCUUUGCUUGAGGCUUUUAUCAAGAGGUAUGUUCAGUGUUAUGGGUGUGGGAACCCUGAGACUGAGAUUCUUAUUACAAAGAGUCAGAUGGUGAAUUUGAAGUGUGCUGCUUGUGGGUUUAUCUCUGAGUGUGAUAUGAGGGAUAAGUUGACUACUUUUAUUCUCAAGAAUCCGCCGGAGGCGAAGAAGGGUGGGAAGGAUAAGAAGGCUAUGAGGAGAGCUGAGAAGGAGAGGCUUAAGGAAGGUGAGGCUGCUGAUGAGGCGAUGAAGAAGCUUAAGAAGAAAGGGACUUCUAAUGGGAAGGAGGCUUCUUCCAAGGCGGUUAAGAAUCAUUCCUCUGAUGAGGAUAUUAGCCCUAAGCAUGAUGAGGUGGCUGAUGAUGAUGAAGAUGAUGACGACGAUGGUAUCCAGUGGCAGACGGAUACUUCAAGAGAAGCUGCUGAGAAGAGAAUGAAGGAGCAGUUGAGUGCUGCUACUGCUGAAUUGGUGAUGCUCUCUGUUAAAGAAGAGGAAGAGGAGAAGAGUCUCGUCCAAGAGAUUAAAAAGUUUCUGAAGAAAGGUUUACCUAUAAGCGAGUUCAAGACUUUCAUCUCCUCCCUCUCUGAGCCUCCUCAAGAUGUGAUGGACGCACUCUUCAACGCUCUACUUGAUGGUGUGGUUAAAGAUUUUGCAGAUGUAGUGACUGAGAAGAAGAGGUACUUUGUGGCUGCAACGCAAGAGGAAGGUUCACAGAUGCUUCUGCUCAACUCUAUAGGAUCUUUCUUUGGAAAGAAAGGUAACGAGGAGGUGGGUAAAGAGGUGGCUCAUGUUCUUAAAGCAUUGUACGAUGUUGACGUUAUUGAGGAAGAGUUUGUGUUGGAAUGGUACCAAAAGGGUCUGACCGGAGUUGAUAAGAGCUCGCCUGUUUGGAAGAAUGUGAAGCCUUUUGCGGUGUGGCUUCAGAGCGCUGAUUCCGAGACUGAAGGGGAGGAGGAGGAUUGA